UUUGUUUGGGGGAAGAAUGGGUACUCAACGAGGAAUUGGGCCGAAAUUGGUCAAAGCCCAAAAACGAGGCAGGAACCACACGCACCCGCGUCCCGCCGCAACCCAGCCAACCGCCACGGCAUGGCCUCGUCCUCUCUCUUCGCCGCGGCGCGCCGCCUGCUCCGCCUCGGCGGCCGCGGCCGCAGCUGGAUCCCCCCAUCUCGCGCCGCCGCUUCCUCGUCUCGCAGCAACAGCGAGGAGAAGCGACCGCCGCCGGCGCGGCCACCGAGCCUGCAGUCCACGCUGUGGCCGCUGGGCCACCCGGGCACGCUCCUGGUGCCGGAGAUCGAACUGUGGGCGGCGCGGCCCGGAAAUCGCUUCCGUGCCGUUGAGCUCCAGCGCAUCGUCAAGGAGCUCCGCAGGCGACGCCGCCCCCGCCAGGCCCUCGAGGUCUCCGAAUGGAUGAACCUUAAGGGUCACGUCAAAUUCCUGCCUAAGGAUCAUGCAGUUCACCUGGAUUUGAUCGGUGAAAUUCAUGGAGUUGGAGCAGCAGAGACCUACUUCAAUAAUCUGUCUGACAAUGAUAAGACAGAGAAACCCUAUGGUGCACUUCUGAACUGCUACGCACGAGAGCUCCUUGUCGACAAAGCAUUGGCCCAUUUUCAGAAGAUGAAAGAGCUGGGCUUUUUAUUCUCCCCACUCCCGUACAACAACCUCAUGAGCCUCUACACCAACCUGGGGCAGCAUGAGAGGGUCCCUUCGGUGAUGGCAGAAAUGAAAAGCAAUGGGAUUAUUCCUGACCAAUUUAGCUACAGAAUAUGCAUUAAUUCUUAUGGUGUGAAAGCAGAUUUUUUUGGUCUGGAGAACACCCUGGAGGAGAUGGAGUGUGAGCCUCAAAUUACUGUUGACUGGAAUACCUAUGCUGUUGUGGCGAAUAACUAUAUUAAGGGAAACCUAAGAGAUAAGGCAUACUCUGCAUUACAGAAAGCAGAGUCAAAAAUAGAUGAAAAAGAUUCGGAUUGCUAUAACCACCUGAUUUCCUUGUAUGGUCACCUGGGGGACAAAUCAGAGGUCAAGAGGCUGUGGGCACUCCAAAUGUUGAACUGCAAGAGGCAUAUUAAUAGGGACUACACCUCAAUGCUUGCUGUACUCAUGAAGCUUGAUGAGAUCGCAGAAGCUGAAGCUCUGUUGAAAGAGUGGGAGUCUAGCAAAAAUGCAUUCGACUUCCAUGUUCCAAAUGUCCUGCUCACCGGGUACCGCCAGAAGGACUUGCUGGACAAGGCUGAGACACUGCUCGACGACUUCUUGAAAAAGGGAAAGGUGCCUACUUCAACCAGCUGGGCCAUUGUGGCUAUUGGCUAUGCAGAGAAAGGUAAUGUUGUGAAAGCUUAUGAGCUGACUAAGAAAGCCCUCCGUGUAUACACGCCAAAUAGUGGCUGGAUCCCUAGGCCUUCAAUGAUUGAGAUGAUACUUAAGUAUCUUGGAGAUGAAGGAGAGCUCAAGGAUGUCGAAACUUUUGUUGAUCUGCUGAAAGUUGCUGUGCCAAUGAACUCGGACAUGACCGAGGCUCUGUCAAGGGCUCGUGCAAGAGAAGAGAAGGAGGUUGCGGAGACAAAUGCAUGAAGGCUGUUGUUGCCCGAGCUCUUGAUUAUUAACGAGACGGAGCUUUAGUUCUGCUGCUGUUGCCCUCCCUUCAAACUUCUAGUCGUUCUACUUGGAAAUAAUUAUGUCAGUUUUAGAAUUUCUCUAGUUCAUAUGACUGUCUUUGUAGGGUGGCACUAGUAACUUAUGUGAAGUAUUUUUUUAGUGGAAAUGCAAGGAAUAGAAAAGGCGAAGUCUUAGUCGGCAAAA
Messenger RNA from Panicum hallii, 1830 nucleotides. Its product is annotated as pentatricopeptide repeat-containing protein At4g21705, mitochondrial-like. Lineage: Eukaryota; Viridiplantae; Streptophyta; Magnoliopsida; Poales; Poaceae. The transcript is spliced from 2 exons. Gene Ontology annotation, molecular function: protein binding. Bases 121 to 1602 code for a protein of 493 amino acids. Gene Ontology annotation, cellular component: mitochondrion. The record is from RefSeq and is a predicted model, not a curated record.